Odontomachus brunneus is the source of this 701-nucleotide messenger RNA. RefSeq lists its product as uncharacterized. Lineage: Eukaryota; Metazoa; Arthropoda; Insecta; Hymenoptera; Formicidae. Bases 137 to 520 code for a protein of 127 amino acids. The transcript is spliced from 5 exons. The record is from RefSeq and is a predicted model, not a curated record.
UACAACGGACUAAUGUUUAAAUAACUCUUAAUGUCCUAUAAAAAGCGCGAUGGCAGCUUCAAUGCGUUCGCAGUGUUCACGCGUGUUACAGUUGCUACUGCCUGGAAACUGCGAUCGAGUAGCCUGAAGAGUCAGAAUGAAAACCAUCGUGAUAAUUUUAAGCGCGCUAAUCGCAGUAAACGUGGUUUACUGCGAUUUGAGUGAUGUACGAAGAUUCAGAAAGGACUAUGAAACAUGCGCUCGCAUGUACGGUGUAGCCACUCAUGAGCUCCGAAUCGACAUGAUCAUUUGCGCGUCGACCUUAGAUGGCGAGAUUCUGUACUCAAAUCUCGCAUACAGUCCGGAAGCAUUUUUAAGGAAACUUCAAGAAUGGAUUUCCGACCCGGUUAAGUUGCAACAAGCGAAUGAAAUAUUUUUCAGAUGCGAUAAAGAAGCGGUCCAAUCAGGAACCGUCAACAUUACGAAGACAAUACAAUUUCUAAGAUGCGCUUUGCCAAUUUGGAUACUUGUGGAUAAAUAAUACGUACUUUCAGUAAUGCGUAAAAAUGAAAGACAGAUUACUUCCAGAAGAAUGUUCUACAUAAAACGUUCUUUUAUGUAUAUUCUAUUGAAUUUUCAAUAUACCUUCUCUUUUCCGACUUCUCUAUUAAAUUGUAUCAACGCGUAUUAACUAUUCAAUAAAAUAUAAUAAACUUGACAAA